CCACGACCAUCUGGAUCUGCCAUUGCUGACAUGCUCGCCACGUGCCGCCGUGUUAGGGCGACAUACCUCGGUGGCCGCGAUGCAUGGAGCUUGCUGAAGGCUAUUGGACGAUGGAACUCAUCGAUGUCGACUGUCCAUCUAGCCAACGGCCACGCGGUACAGUUCUUUCAGUCGCAACCAGACAUGCCAUCGUCGGCGCCAACAUUGGUUCUGUUCCAUGGGCUUGCGUCAUCGCACCACUGCUUCAAGCACAUGUGGCCUCACCUGGUUGACAAGUACCCCAUUGUGGCGUUUGACUUGCCUGGCACCGCUGGCUCAGACGUGGAAGCUGCAGGAUCUACAUACACAGCGGACGCUGUCCAUCAAGCGCUAGCUGAAGCUGUGAAGAUUGUACUGGACAAUACCGCGACGCAGUCGGUCGUGUUUGUGGGCCAUUCGUUGGGUGGCCAUUCUGCCUUGCGAUUAACACAUGACUUUCUCAAAGAAGGUCGACAAGUGCAAGGCUUAGCACUCUUGGCGUCCGCCGCCCUGGAGCCGUACUUGCUCAUGCGCGGUCUCGACUUGAUUCCAGUCGCUUUGAUAAAGAAAUACCCGAACGUGGUCAUGCAAAUCUUUCACUUGCUGGGGUUUGCAGAUACGCAUCCGCCUCAAGAGUACACGUAUGGCGCGUUGCGUGCGGUCACGACACUGUAUGCCGUUCUACGAGACGAAGCGAAAGCAAUUGCCACGGCCAACGUGCCCACCCUUUGUGUGUCUGCCGAAGACGAUCCGUUCUUGACGAAUGGAGUUUGGUCCGAUCUGUGCGACACGCUGCAUGCAAAAGUCGUGCGAUACCCGAAUGGCAAGCACAACCUGCCGAAAUCGAAAGCGACCGACGUCGCCCGUGACUUGAACUUGUGGAUCGACGACACUCAGUGCUCCGAUCGUCCGAGGGAUGCGGUUUUGUCCGUUCGUGUGGGCUGCCGUCAUGGAGUCUUGGCUGACACCCCUUCGCCUCGACUGUCCGUCGUUGGAUAGGCAAGAAUGGUGUAAAUCCAAACAAGGGAUGUGCAUAUUGUUGC
Aphanomyces invadans is the source of this 1061-nucleotide messenger RNA. RefSeq lists its product as hypothetical. The transcript is spliced from 2 exons. Bases 31 to 1017 code for a protein of 328 amino acids. The record is from RefSeq and is a predicted model, not a curated record. NCBI's taxonomy places the organism in Eukaryota, Oomycota, Saprolegniomycetes, Saprolegniales, Verrucalvaceae.